UCGAUAUGAGCUAAAAAUGUAUAAAUGUUAUGAUUUGAUAAUUUAAAGUUUUAAGCAGAAGUAUAUUUUUGGUUUCAUAUUUGCUGUAAUUGCAAAGUGCAAAAGAAGUUUAUUUUUAUAUGAGUAACGGAGUAUAAGUAUAAGUGCCAGUAAUGGGCAAUUCAGGUCUGAAACAACAUUAUGAGACGGCAGCGAAGACGGGUGUUUUACAAAUAUCUGAACGAAAGUUAAAAGAAAUCCCUUUGGAGGUGCUCAAUUUAUCAGACAAUUUAAGGAACUUAGAUUUAUCGAAGAAUAAAAUUCGUUGUAUCCCUGAUGAAAUUAAUCGCCUGAAACACCUGAAACAACUGAAUCUGAGUACAAACAGUAUCGUUAACUUACCAGAUUCCUUGUUUAGUGUAAAGAAACUUGAAAUGUUGAAUAUUUCCUACAAUAUUAUUGCAUCGUUGCCACAGCAAAUAACUAAUUUGAGUAAUCUAAAACAAAUUUAUCUGAACAACAAUAAAUUUAAAGAGUUUCCAGUACAGUUGUUAGGCUUAAACAACUUGGAAGUGGUUGAUCUUUCCAACAACAAAAUUACUGGAAUACCUGAAGGGAUGAUAAAUUUAUAUGCUGCGGAAUUAAAUUUAAGUCAAAAUGAGAUUUCAAGUCUAAGUGAAGAUUUGCACUUGGCUCCAAAGCUUAAGAUAUUGAGAUUAGAAGAAAAUUGCUUAAGUCUAGAUGCUAUAAGGCCUAGUCUAUUGAGAGAUUCCAAAAUUCAUACAAUAAAUUUAGAUGGUAAUCUAUUUGAAACGAAACAACUAGCAUUGCUUGAAGGUUAUAAUGAAUAUAUAGAAAGAUAUACUGCUAUGAAGAAGAAAAUGUUUUGAUAAAACCAAUUGCACAAUAUUUAAAUUUAUAAACACCAUAUGCUUUAACAUUGAAUACAAGAACACAACUAUUUAUCAUAACGCAAGCUUUACAUCAAUGUUUAAUUAAUUGUAAAAUUAUUUAUUUUUUAACUUUUACUCUAAAUAUAUAUUUU
Molecule: messenger RNA, 1024 nt
Organism: Papilio polytes (common Mormon)
Lineage: Eukaryota; Metazoa; Arthropoda; Insecta; Lepidoptera; Papilionidae
Product: leucine-rich repeat-containing protein 57-like
Exons: 1
Coding region: 153-869 (238 amino acids)
Molecular function (GO): protein binding
Source: RefSeq, a predicted model, not a curated record